Abrus precatorius (Indian licorice) is the source of this 583-nucleotide messenger RNA. RefSeq names its product 50S ribosomal protein L16, chloroplastic-like. Gene Ontology annotation, biological process: mitochondrial translation. The coding region runs from base 26 to 583 and encodes 185 amino acids. Lineage: Eukaryota; Viridiplantae; Streptophyta; Magnoliopsida; Fabales; Fabaceae. The transcript is spliced from 3 exons. Gene Ontology annotation, molecular function: rRNA binding; structural constituent of ribosome. Gene Ontology annotation, cellular component: ribosome; mitochondrial large ribosomal subunit. The record is from RefSeq and is a predicted model, not a curated record.
AAAUAGAGUUUCGUUUCGUAAAGCAAUGAAAAAAGCUAUUGAAUUAACUGAACAAGCAGGUACAAAAGGAGUGCAAGUACAAAUUGCGGGACGUAUCGAUGGAAAAGAAAUUGCACGUAUCGAAUGGAUCAGAGAAGGUAGGGUUCCUCUACAAACCAUUCGAGCUAAAAUUGAUUAUUGUUCCUAUACAGUUCGAACUAUUUAUGGGGUAUUGAGCCCGCUUUGGAUCACGUCUAGACAAAUAGAAGCGGGACGGCGAGCAAUGUCACGAAAUGUCCGACGAGGUGGACAAAUAUGGGUACGCAUAUUUCCAGACAAACCAGUUACAGUAAGACCCACCGAAACGCGUAUGGGUUCGGGAAAAGGAUCUCCCGAAUAUUGGGUAUCUGUCGUUAAACCUGGGAAAAUACUUUAUGAGAUGGCUGAUAACAGCGGAGCCCGCGAAUUGAUGUGUAUUCGAAUCCUAGGAGCUAGUAAUCGACGAUAUGCUUAUAUUGGUGACAUUGUUGUUGCUGUAAUCAAGGAAGCAUCCAAAGGAAAGCAAGUCCGAAAAUUAUUGCACACACUUAGAAGAUCGAAGUGA